CAUGGCCCCGGGGGGCCGCUAGCGCGGACCGGCCCAACCGGGAGCCUCUCUGCUGCUGCCGCCGCCGCCACUCGGGAGCCCAGGCCCCGCCGCCGUGGAAGAGGUGUAUAGACAGCUGCCUGACUCCUGGGCCCUAGGCCCCUUCCACAAUGCCUGUCGCUGGUCUCCUCCUCUGGGCUUCCCUGCUCACUGGGGCCUGGCCAGCCGCCCCCACCCAGGACUACCUCCCAGCCAUGCCCCGGAUCCGGCUCUCAUAUAAAGAGCUUAAAGCCACAGGCACCGCCCACCUCUUCAACUUCCUUCUCAACACAAGCGACUACCGAAUCCUGUUCAAGGACGAGGACCACGACCGCAUGUAUGUGGGCAGCAAGGACUACGUGCUGUCCCUGGACCUGCAUGACAUCAACCGCGAGCCCCUCAUUAUCCACUGGGCAGCCACCCCACAGCGCAUUGAAGAGUGCGUGCUCUCAGGCAAGGAUGGCAACGGUGAGUGCGGGAACUUCGUCAGGCUCAUCCAGCCCUGGAACCGAACACACCUGUACGUGUGUGGCACUGGAGCCUACAACCCCGUGUGUGCCUAUGUAAACCGUGGCCGCCGUGCCGAGGCCACGCCCUGGACCCAGAUGCAGGUGGUCAGAGGCCGAGGCAGCAGAGCCACCGAUGGCGCCCUCUCCCCGACGCCCACAGCCCCACGCCAGGAUUACGUCUUCUACCUGGAGCCUGAGAAGCUCGAGUCAGGAAAGGGCAAGUGUCCCUACGACCCCAAGCUGGACACAGCCUCAGCCCUCAUCAACGAGGAGCUCUAUGCAGGCGUGUACAUCGACUUCAUGGGCACGGACGCAGCCAUCUUCCGCACCCUUGGCAAGCAGACGGCCAUGCGCACAGAUCAGUACAACUCUCGGUGGCUCAAUGACCCUUCUUUCAUCCACGCCGAGCUCAUCCCUGACAGUGCCGAGCGCAACGAUGACAAGCUCUACUUCUUCUUCCGUGAGCGGUCCAUAGAGGCGCCGCAGAGCCCUGCUGUGUACGCCCGCAUUGGGCGGAUCUGCCUGAAUGAUGACGGUGGCCACUGCUGCCUGGUCAACAAGUGGAGCACGUUCCUGAAGGCAAGGCUGGUCUGCUCUGUGCCAGGCGAGGAUGGCAUCGAGACCCACUUCGACGAGCUCCAGGAUGUUUUUGUCCAGCAGACCCAGGAUGUGAGGAACCCAGUCAUCUACGCUGUCUUCACCUCCUCAGGCUCUGUGUUCCGAGGCUCUGCCGUGUGUGUCUACUCCAUGGCUGACAUCCGCAUGGUCUUCAACGGGCCCUUUGCCCACAAGGAGGGCCCCAACUACCAGUGGAUGCCCUUCUCAGGGAAGAUGCCCUACCCACGGCCCGGCACGUGUCCUGGCGGAACCUUCACGCCGUCCAUGAAGUCCACCAAGGACUACCCUGAUGAAGUCAUCAACUUCAUGCGCAGCCACCCGCUCAUGUACCAGGCCAUCUACCCUCUGCAGCGGCGGCCCCUGGUGGUCCGCACGGGCGCUCCCUAUCGUCUCACCACUGUCGCCGUGGACCAGGUGGACGCAGCCGACGGGCGCUAUGAGGUGCUUUUCCUGGGCACAGACCGCGGGACAGUGCAGAAGGUCAUCGUGCUGCCUAAGGAUGACCAGGAGAUGGAGGAGCUCAUGCUAGAGGAGGUGGAGGUCUUCAAGGACCCAGCGCCUGUUAAGACCAUGACCAUCUCUUCCAAGAGGCAACAACUGUAUGUGGCCUCAGCCGUGGGCGUCACACAGCUGAGCCUGCAUCGCUGCCAGGCAUACGGGGCUGCCUGUGCCGACUGCUGCCUCGCCCGGGACCCCUACUGCGCCUGGGAUGGCCAAGCCUGUUCCCGCUACACAGCAUCCUCUAAGAGGCGGAGCCGCCGGCAGGAUGUCCGGCACGGGAACCCCAUCAGGCAGUGCCGUGGGUUCAAUUCCAACGCCAAUAAGAACGCCGUGGAGUCUGUGCAGUAUGGUGUGGCCGGGAGCACAGCCUUCCUUGAGUGCCAGCCCCGCUCGCCCCAGGCUACCGUGAAGUGGCUGUUCCAGCGAGAUCCCAGUGACCGGCGCCGCGAGAUCCACACAGAUGACCGCUUCCUGCGCACUGAACAGGGCUUGCUGCUUCGCGCCCUGCAGUCUGGCGAUAGUGGCCUCUACUCCUGUACAGCCACAGAGAACAACUUCAAGCACGUCAUCACACGGGUGCAGCUGCAUGUCCUGGGCCGGGAAGACAUCCGUACGGCCCUCUUCCCACCACCAGCUGCGAGCAUUCCACCGCCAGCUGCGAGCAUUCCACCGCCCCCGGGCACCGGCCCCCCCAAGCCCCGUUACCAAGAGCUGGCCCAGCUGCUGGCCCAGCCAGAAGUGGGCCUCAUCCACCAGUACUGCCAGGGCUACUGGCGCCACGUGCCCCCCAGUCCCAGGGAGGCCCCAGGGGCACCCAGGCCUCCUAAACCCCAGGACCAGAAAAAACCCCGGAACCGCCGCCACCACCCGCCGGACACAUGAGGCCUGCUGUCUGAGCCCUGCAAUGGGCCAGCCUCUAGCCCUUGUUCCUUUUAAUAUAAAAGAUAUAUAUAUAUAUAUAUAUAUAUAUAAAAUAUCUAUAUUCUAUAUACACCCUGCCCCUGCAAAGACAGUAUUUAUUGGUGGGUUGUAAAUAACCUGCCUCAACGGCAGCAUCAUCCAGAACUUAGACCCAAGCUGGUCAGAGACAGCAGAAAACAGAGCCCACCUAACCAGGCGCAGCCAGUUGGCUGGGUCAGGCCAGGACCACACAGUCCCCAGGCUCACCUGGGGGUCUGCCUGCUCGACAGCCACCGGCGGGAUCAACAGGAUACAGGGAGCGAGCAGGCUCUACCUGGAUAGAGCACGGACUGUAUACACACCUUUGCCAGUGUGUUUCGGCCUGUGCUGCUGGCGUGUGCGUGGAGGCGAGGACUGCU
Messenger RNA from Budorcas taxicolor (takin), 2965 nucleotides. It is a transcript of the gene SEMA3F, whose product is annotated as semaphorin 3F. The transcript is spliced from 19 exons. The record is from RefSeq and is a predicted model, not a curated record. Gene Ontology annotation, molecular function: semaphorin receptor binding; chemorepellent activity. Gene Ontology annotation, biological process: axon guidance; semaphorin-plexin signaling pathway; negative regulation of axon extension involved in axon guidance. NCBI's taxonomy places the organism in Eukaryota, Metazoa, Chordata, Mammalia, Artiodactyla, Bovidae. Bases 150 to 2528 code for a protein of 792 amino acids.